AUGGCCUAUCUCAAUAAGCAGCAUGAAGCCAAAGAAGUCCAGAGCUGGAAUCUACUAUGGGAAUAUUUCUCGUUGAGCCCGUUUGUCAUGUUGGAUGCCAGAUAUAAUGGUACCUCCAGCAAAAAGAAGUCAUCUUCAUCAGUAGUAAACUCCUUGGCCAAUAUUUUUGAUCCUAAUGCUUUAUAGAAUCACAUGUCUCAUGAAGAGGGACUUUCCCCUACACUCUCUUUAUCAAGCACAAAUUUCUGCGCUCCUGAAAACAGAUGUGUGUUGGACUUGAAGGUGGUUUCCUUGGAUCAGAAAAUAUAUGCAUUGCUGAUGCAAGACAAUGUUCUGCAGAAGUUAGAUUGUGUUUCACAGGAAAUCUGUUCUACAGAAGGGAAUAUUGAACUCUUGAAAGCAAAUGGAAGGAGCUGUGGCAAAAGACCACCUGCUGUCACAUCAGAAAAGUUAAUGAGCUCUGAUACAAAGCUAUUAUGUACGGACAUUAACAAGAAGCUCUCUGAAAUGACCAAGAAUGCUGAACAACAUAAGCAAAGUUUAGAAGGCGUUGAACAAGUGAUCCUGGAGGUUCAGCAACUUGUUGGUUCUUUAGGAGAGGAAAUAAAUACACUUACUGAUCUAAUGUGCAGGAAAGAAGCUCCUUAUAAACUCCUCAGAGUUGGUGGCAAUUUGAAAAAAGAUAAGUCAGAAAGUCGUUUCAGAAUGCAGAUGUUCUCAGACAAAAAGGAAACAUUGUUCAGUAAAUGGAAUGAAAAGGAAAAGUCAUAUCUUACUGCAGAGGGAACAAAAUUUAUAAAAAAGAAAAAAAUGCCCGAUUCCUCAGAUGAAUCUGAUGAACAGUCAGAAUCAUAUUCUCAUGUAGAAAAGGUCCAUAAACUCAACAAGGAGAAUACUGAGAAGGCAAGCACUUUUCUUGUUCAGAGAAAUUCGCCUAAGUCUCUUGACCUCAAUGAGUCUAAAGUGUGUGCAGAGCGAAGUCAUAGCAAUAGUUGGAAAAGUUCUCUUCAGAAGACCACAGGAAAGAAUCAGGCAGAAGUGAAUAGCAAUGAAGCCAGCCAGAGUCAGAGUGGCCCAGAUACAGAAGGUGAUGCUGUAGGACUCGUGAAGAAGCAUGAUGGAUCCAAAGAAAGUCCAGAGAAUGUGGGAGAAGAUGAUAAAAGAAAAGAUAUUACCAGGGAUGAAAAAACAGAAGUAUCAGAAACAACAUCCCAAAGAAAAGAUCCAAUAGGAGAUCCAGAUGUCAAGCAUACAGAGAAUGAAAAAGCUUCGUUUCUUUUGAAAGAUGAGCAAACCACCAGCAGUAAGCGUCGUGUGAAUGAUGGAAGUUUUCCCAAAGACGUCAACAAAAAGAGCAGAGUAGAUGUAGCGAAGGCCAGUGGUGGACUUAAACCAAAGGAAGCAGCUAAGCCAAGAACAGGGGAGCCCGCCUUACCUGGAAAAACAGUGGGAUCUAAAUCAACGGUUGGCGACAAAAGCAAAGUGAAGAAAGAAGCUUCAAAAGGGAAUAAUUUUAUAAUUGACGAAACCCCACCACCACCUGCCCCUUUUGAUCACCGGAUUGUCUCAGCAAAAAGAGCUGGGAUCAAUAGCUUUUACCAUAUCUUCAAGCGUGAAGUUUUGGGAGGUGGACGAUUUGGCCAGGUGCAUAAAUGUGAAGAAAAAGGGACAGGUCUCAAAUUAGCAGCCAAAAUUAUAAAAGCCAGGAAUGUAAAGGAAAAGGAUGAAGUGAAGAAUGAGAUUAAUGUAAUGAAUCAGUUGACUCAUGUGAACCUUAUUCAGCUGUAUGAUGCUUUUGAAUCAAAAAAUGACGUUGUGCUUAUAAUGGAAUAUGUGGAAGGAGGAGAACUGUUUGAUCGGAUUAUUGAUGAGGACUGCAACUUGACAGAGAUGGAUGCCAUCUUAUUCAUAAAGCAGAUCUGUGAAGGGAUUCAAUACAUGCAUCAAAUGUAUAUUCUCCAUUUGGAUCUGAAGCCUGAGAAUAUCUUGUGUGUGAAUCGAGAGGCAAAUCAAAUAAAGAUUAUUGACUUUGGGCUGGCAAGGAGAUAUAAACCAAGGGAAAAGCUUAAGAUCAACUUUGGCACUCCAGAAUUUCUUGCUCCUGAAGUUGUGAACUAUGAUUUUGUUUCUUUUCCUACUGACAUGUGGAGUAUAGGUGUCAUUACCUACAUGUUGCUUACUGGAUUAUCUCCUUUUCUGGGUGAUGAUGAUAAUGAGACUUUGAACAACAUCCUGGCUUGUAGGUGGGACUUUGAAGAUGAAGAAUUUGAUGGUGUGUCUGAAGAAGCCAAAGAUUUCAUCUCUAAGCUUCUUAUCAAGGAAAAGAGCUGGAGAAUAAGUGCAACUGCAGCUUUAAAACAACCUUGGUUGACCAGCCAAACACUCCAUUGCAAACUGGAAGCUAAGAGGAGGAAUAAACGUUCUUCUCCAUCUUAAGCACCUGUGGUUCCAUAACAUCUCUCAGAAAUGGAAGGAGAAGCUGCUGUGUAAUCACUGCUUAUGUGAUACUUGGAAACACAAAUGAGUCAUUCUGAGGCUUCGCCUUCCUCUCCUCCUCCCCAAGAUGACUUGAGGUUUUUACUAACUGGACCAACAACCACUUGAGCUGCAGGAUUAAAUCCCAGCAGUGCUGAGCUACUCUCCUCCCCUGCUUUCUUUCAGUCUUCAGUGGCAGCUGGUAUUUCCAGGAAAGGGUGCCAUUUGAAGAUGGUACUGAUUUGUGUUUAAGACUGGUAUCUUUGCUUACAUUCAGCAUGAUAUUUCUGAUGUUUCCAGAGUCAGCUGUUGAACGUAUGUUGAGAUGAUCAGAUUCUUACUCAGCUCAGCCCAGCAAUAGAGGUUGACCUUGAUUUUAUGAUGGCUGCUUUCAAAACUACUGCAUUGAAAAACAUGCUGUUAGAAAAA
Molecule: messenger RNA, 2904 nt
Organism: Python bivittatus (Burmese python)
Lineage: Eukaryota; Metazoa; Chordata; Lepidosauria; Squamata; Pythonidae
Gene: MYLK4
Product: myosin light chain kinase family member 4
Biological process (GO): protein phosphorylation; positive regulation of apoptotic process; intracellular signal transduction
Cellular component (GO): nucleus
Molecular function (GO): protein serine/threonine kinase activity; ATP binding
Source: RefSeq, a predicted model, not a curated record